AGUUUUUUCAAUAACAAAAACAAAAAAGAAAAUGAUAUGUUUGGCGCGUGCUUACGUCACAGUUUGUUCUCCGUGUUGUGCUGUGUGUGUCGUGUAUUGGAAACUGCUCUAGCAUCAAUGAUAUCGCAAUCGCCUUGUUCCGAUGAACGGUUAUAUCAUCUUCUACUAUGGAAUGGGACUUCUGAAAUUGCAGACUUCAAUUGGAAGAAUAUAGAUAACCAAGCAACACUUGUGGCGUUUUGCGCUGCCACUUUUCCUUGAAACCAGACAUUUCAGGAUUUGCUUCUAUAUCUAUCUAUCUAUCUAUAUAUAGAUAUAUAUUUAUAUAUAUCUAUAUAUAUACAUCACAUCAUGGCAACGGCUCCGUUCGUUCACGCGCGCUUUGCUUACUCGCUACGAAUUUCCAAUAUCAACAAGACUCCCUCGCAUCAAACCCCUGUUCUACCUUCCUCUUCUCAUGCUUCUCCCUCCUCUUCUUCACCUUCUUCUUCUUCCGCUUCCAAUUCCGGUUUCACUUUUCCUUCCGGUACAAACAGCGGACAGAGACACCAGGGUCUUAGAGCUCGAGCUAUGAGUACUACCACCGAUGGAAAGUCUAUUUCUAGCAUGGGAACUUCGAAGAAUGACCCUGAUCAUCUCCUUGUUCUUGUUCAUGGUAUCUUGGCUAGCACAGGGGACUGGACUUAUGCAGAAGCAGAGAUGAAAAGGCGCCUUGGAAAGAACUUUCUAAUUUAUGUAAGUUCAUCAAAUACUUACACUAAGACGUUCACUGGGAUUGAUGGAGCUGGAAAACGAUUAGCUGACGAAGUCUUGCAAGUUGUCAAAAAGACAAAGAGUCUGAAAAGAAUCUCCUUUCUGGCACACUCUUUAGGAGGCUUGUUUGCUAGAUAUGCAAUUGCUGUCCUUUAUUCACGUGAUACCUAUAAUAGGGACCAACAUGGUGAUCUUGCACACAGCACGGCAGAAUGCUCUCAAAGUACAAGCUUUUCGAAAGGAGGGAUACUUGCGGGGUUGGAGCCAAUCAAUUUUAUUACGUUAGCAACUCCACAUCUUGGUGUUAGGGGGAAAAGGCAGCUUCCAUUUCUGUUGGGUGUCCCGAUACUAGAAAAGCUUGCUGCACCUAUGGCUCCUCUUUUUGUUGGUCGGACUGGUAGUCAGUUGUUCCUUACUGAUGGUAAACCCAACAAACCACCUCUUCUGUUGAGAAUGGCUUCUGAUUGUGAAGAUGGAAAGUUUCUAUCUGCACUUGGAGCAUUUAAAUGCCGCAUUGUUUAUGCUAAUGUUUCGUAUGAUCAUAUGGUUGGGUGGCGCACAUCCUCAAUAAGGAGGGAAAUGGAGCUCAAUAAGCCUCCUCGCCAAUCUUUAGAUGGAUACAAGCACGUGGUUGAUGUUGAAUAUUGCCCUCCAGUCCCUUCUGAUGGCCCUCAGUUUCCUCCAGAAGCAGUGAAAGCAAAGGAAGCAGCACAAAAUGCGCCUGAUACUCAGAAAACUGUGGAAUAUCAUGAAAUCAUUGAAGAGGAGAUCAUACAGGGAUUACAACAGCUGGGAUGGAGAAAAGUUGACGUCAGCUUUCACUCAUCAUUUUGGCCUUUCUUUGCUCAUAACAACAUUCAUGUGAAAAAUGAAUGGCUUCACAAUGCUGGUGUAGGAGUAAUUGCUCAUGUAGCCGACAGCUUAAGACAACAAGAAGCAUCGUCAAUAUUGGCUGCUAGCUUGUAACUAGUGUAUGUAAUUUGAAAUUUCACUAUGCCUGGGGCAUGAUUAAUUGCACAAUACAGGAUUAAAAAUUUAGUUUUUUACUUUAGGUGUCACCGAUAUAUCUACAACAUUUUGUUAUGAUCAUAUAUUCGUGAAAGCGUAUAGUAGUUUGUAGUUUUUACUUAAUUGUGAUUAUUAUGCAAUCAGUAUCACACCAAUGAAAUAAUUGUGUAUAAAGAUGACUGGUAUAGAACGAAUUUUUAAUUCUUAUUGGAAUUUGGAAGUACACAUUUGAGCUUUUCA
Molecule: messenger RNA, 2001 nt
Organism: Cicer arietinum (chickpea)
Lineage: Eukaryota; Viridiplantae; Streptophyta; Magnoliopsida; Fabales; Fabaceae
Biological process (GO): lipid metabolic process
Source: RefSeq, a predicted model, not a curated record